Saccostrea echinata is the source of this 1970-nucleotide messenger RNA. RefSeq lists its product as uncharacterized. The transcript has a single exon. The record is from RefSeq and is a predicted model, not a curated record. Lineage: Eukaryota; Metazoa; Mollusca; Bivalvia; Ostreida; Ostreidae. Bases 4 to 1458 code for a protein of 484 amino acids.
AAAAUGACAUCCUUGGACCGAGUGAUACGUCUAAUUCAUAACGAACAGUGUAAUUUCCGGGUGUCUGAUGAUAUAGUCAAAGACAUAGAAGAUAUGGUGGUUCAUCUUGUGAAAGACCUACUUCCGAAACUUAUAAAAAGCUACCCAGGUUGUCAUUACUCUGUAGCAGAAGUGGUUGACGCAGGAAGCUAUUUCGAACAAACCAAAAUAGAACUCCCGAACGAGUUCGAUUUUAUGCUAGUUGUGGAACAACUGUCAAAUGAGGACUCCAUUUCUUUGACGAAAGGAUGCAGAGAGGGGUACGCACAUGUGGGGGUGGUCAAUCAAGAACUAUGGGAUAGCGCUGAACCAGAUGACGGUCCCGAGCGUCGGUUUGAAAUUGCCAUGUUACAGUUUAACAUGUUUGUAAGAGAGACCUUGAAGCUGCUUCUAUCAGAACCAAUAAAAGGCAGAUUAGGAGAGUUCACCAUGAAAAAUAUCACAGUUCGUGGAAAACCAUAUAAAGCUUUUUCCCACGUUCAGACCUUGACAUUAAUGUGGACUAAAUACAGUCCUGUAGAUAACCAUUCAAAUACAAAAGUGGAAAUACUGUAUGAACGACAGACACAAGAGGAGGUAGAAAUUUGUGUUGAUCUUAUGUCUUGUUGUCAUUCUUCACUAUCUGCAUUCAACAAUCUCCUUCCUAAAAUGUCUUUGAAAAAUGAAUUGCUGAAGAAAAAUGGCUGCCACAUCGUUCUGAAAUCAUGUGAAUCCGCGCAGUGUGUGGAGAAUCAGGCAGAAUGUCGGCUUAUUUCCUACACUAAGACAGAACAGGAAUGUAUGAAGAGACUACACGUAAAUUGGAAGAUGGUGUAUAAGGUUUUAAAAUGGCUGUUCCAUUAUACGGAUAUUCUGGAGAUAGACACUUACAAAAUCAAGACGGCCGUUCUCUAUUGCAACACGAAAUCCGGGGCUGAUAGUGGCAUUAAUCUAGGAGAGGGAUUAAUAAGGGUUCUACGUGAACUAAGGAAGAGUGCCUAUCAUAACAAGUUACCUGGAUUUUUCAAUUCCUCGCUGAAUGUCUGGAAUAUUAGUCCCUGUUAUCAGUAUCUUGUCAAAUAUGAGAUCAAUUUUCUGCUGAAACUUUUCAAUAAAAUGCAGAGUGUACCAACAGAUAAUGACAAUACAAAUUUACAACAAAACAUUAAUGUUAUCAAUUUGUGGCUACAAAGCUUUUGCUCCCAUGCUGCAGAAAUCGCAGAAAUAAAGAAAUCAAGAUUAACUGGAAUGGAUUGCUUCAACUGGCAGGGCAACGUGUUCCUAGAAAUCAUGCGAGAUAUGGAACCUGUUCUCAAAUGUCACAGAAGGUUUGCUUGGGUUCCGUUUCAGAUGAAGUGUUGUAUCCUUGGCGAUGUUUUCAAACUUCUGACAAUUAUACUUGUCAAGAAAAUAUCCAGUAUGUGGCUAGUACUACUUUAAAUAUCUGUCUGAAGUUAAAAGUUAUCCAACAACUUCCUGCAGGGUCAAGGGUUUUACAAUUACACAUGUAUAUAUUUUGCAAAUGUUUGUUUUCUGAGUGUUCUUUGUUUUCUUUUUAGCAAAAUGUCUACUGAUUGUGAUUAUUUGUACAAUUAUAUAAAACCUCAGAUAUUAUGUAAAAAAGAAUGAAUUAUAUUAAUUGAAUGUUGUUUGGUAACAUUGACAGUUCUGGUUAUAUGCACAGCAAAUGUGUAAGCACGGGAAAAAAAGUUUGCAGAAAUCAGUUCUAGUAUAAAUGGAUUAAUUAAAAACAGGUUUCAUAGGAUUCAAAAUCAUUGUCCAGAAAGUUUCAUAUGUUGUUGUUGGAAUGGAGUCACAUACCUAGUAGUCAUUUGAGGAUUUUUUUUUCAAUGAUAUUCAUGAAAUCUUAUACUUACUGCACUGUACAUGCAUGCCUAAUUAGGAGAGUCAGCUUUCCUAACAAUUUUAUCCACAUUUUCAUUAAAAAAGAA